AUGCUUUCCAUCGGGGUGACACUGGCCGCUCUCGCCAGCUUGGCUGUCGGGGAGUCCCUCAAGCGCUUGGAUACAAGCUUGACCAUCCUGGUUAACAAUGAUCUCCAAGGCCAGGACAGUCCCGAAGCAAACCAGGCGGUGAUAGUCACGGAGCCCCGUUCCUACCAGGAUGCGGAUCGCGUCUGUGCCAAACUCGGCGAGCGAGUAUGGCGGCCUGAGUCUCCGCGCCCCAGACAAACAAGGGGCACGAAAGCGCUGCCAUUCUCUGACUACCUGCAGUAUGAAGGGGCAGCCAACGCCUCGUCAGCGUUCUGGGUUGUCUCGGAUUCCGGUUUCGCCGCGAUGACCGUGUCCGGGGACUACAGCAGGACCAAGCCAGGUCCGCAUGAGCGGCACCCGGGCUUGUGCACCAAUACAGCACCGUACUCGACCCAAAACUUCCAAGACACGAGCGAGAAGUGGCAAAUUAGCUUAGACGUGAACAACCAGACACUCACAGGUUUCCGGGACCAACUGUCUUUCCGAUUCUUGGGAAUCCGCUUUGCCCCCGAACCCAAGAGGUUUACCUAUUCUACCCUGUUCAAGGGGUCCGGAGAAUCUGUUUCUGCCCUGUCGUACGGCUCGCAGUGUGCCCAGGGGUCCAACACCGGCAGCGAAGACUGUCUGUUCCUCAACAUCUGGACGCCUUAUCUCCCAAACCCGAACUCCAAGCCCAAGAAGAAGGACCUCCUGCCUGUGGCAUUUUGGAUUCACGGGGGUGCCUUCAUUGGAGGCACAGCAAACGACCCGACCUUCGAUGGCGGGAACUUGGCAUCGAGAGGAGACGUGGUAGUGGUGGCUAUCAACUACCGUCUGUUAGCCCUGGGGUUCCUCGCGCUCAAGGAUGGUGUCACCAACGGCAACUUUGGUCUAGCGGACCAGGUCACGGCUUUGGACUGGGUCCGCGCGCACAUUCGUAACUUUGGCGGCGAUCCGGACCGCAUCACCAUCUUUGGCCAGUCUGCCGGGGCCGGGUCGGUCAGGGCCCUGAUUGCGUCGCCGAAGGCCGCGGGUAAGUUCUCUGGCGCCAUCCUGCUCAGCAACCUGGGCGGCCUCAACUACGGCACCACCUAUUCCCGCUACUACACCAUCGACGAGCAAGUCACGGUCGCUGCCAACCCGUUCCUCGCCGCCGCCAACUGCACCGACGCCCCGUCCCAGGUCGACUGUCUCCGGGUGCUCCCCGCGCACACCCUCACCCAGCUCGGCGACGUGCGCUACCUCGUCGUGGACGGGACCUACCUGACCUCUCCCGAACUCCCACUCACGGGACCCCGCCUGCCCAUCCGCCUGAUGAUGGGCAUCACGCGCGACGACGGAGCGCCCUUCAUCAGCUUCCCCACCACCACCAACCAAACCGAGUACCUCGCCGCGCGGGGCUUCUCUCUGCCUCCGGAAACUCUGAGUCUGUUCCCGCUCCCGAACACGGGCAACGCGACGCUGGACCUGUUCAACUCGUCCUCGCGCAUCGCCACCGACGGCAUCUUCCGGUGCAUCGACCAGGCGACCGCCUUCGCGGGGUUAUCCUCCCGCCGGUUCGAAUCUGUCUACUACUACGAGUUCGACCGCACCUACCAGACGGGCGGGUGGCCGGCGCUCAACGUGUGCGAGGCGCCGCGCACCGCGUCACACCCGCACGGCGACCCGUCCAAGCCCUACCUCCGCUGCCACUCGGGCGAGCUGUACUAUGUUUUUGGCACCCUGGCGCGCCAGGGUAGGCCCGUGCGAGACGAGGGCGAUUUGCCGUUUGAGCAGUUUGUGCUCGACACGUUCGCGGCUUUCAUCAGGACUGGAGAUCCCAAUCCGGAUAAAGGAUACCUGAAAGCGAGGGGGUAUACGAAGACGCUGGAGCAGGUGGAGAGGGCUGGGGAGUGGAGGCCGAGUACCAAGGGGAAGAUGGUCCUUAGGGCGCUGGACUGGCCGCGGUCGAGGUCGGAGGGGUUUAGGGAGUUGGAGCAGUGCGAGGCGCUGGGGCUGGGGUUGGAUUAUUAUUUGAGGUGA
Canariomyces notabilis is the source of this 2040-nucleotide messenger RNA. RefSeq names its product alpha/beta-hydrolase. The transcript is spliced from 3 exons. Gene Ontology annotation, molecular function: serine hydrolase activity. The record is from RefSeq and is a predicted model, not a curated record. Bases 1 to 2040 code for a protein of 679 amino acids. NCBI's taxonomy places the organism in Eukaryota, Fungi, Ascomycota, Sordariomycetes, Sordariales, Chaetomiaceae.